UAUAGGUACAAUAUAUAUACUUUUCAAAUUGCCCGCCAAAUCCAGAGAACUGUCAAUUGUCUAGAAGCUCCGAAGCAAAGUAUUUGGUUUUCUCUAGACGCAAGUCAGUUGCAUGUGCAUUUAUUAGUUUCUCCUUGGCCUUGGCAGAGUGCAGAGCAGAACGGUAGUUAGAGUGUUUUAAAUUGUUUUUGACAAACUCUCCUUUUAUUAAUUUGUGAACGAAAUGGCACCCAAAUAUAAGGUCACCUACUUCGAUAUUACUGCUCUCGGUGAACCAAUUAGGUUCCUCUUAAGCUAUGGACAACUUGAUUUCGAAGACAGACGUCUUGGUGUAGACGGCAUCGAGUGGUCUUCUGUUAAACCGACCACUCCCUUCGGCCAAGCACCACUUUUGGAACAUGAUGGAAAAGUGGCCCAUCAGUCAAUUGCCAUCAGCCGUUAUCUCGCUAAGCAAGUAAAACUGGUAGGAACCAACGAUUGGGAAGACUUGGAAAUCGAUGCUGCUGUUGAUACCAUCAAUGACUUACGCGCAAAGAUCGCUGCUUACCACUAUGAAAACGACCCUGCAGUUAAAGAGACAAAGAAAAAACCAUUGUUUGAGGACGUUCUCCCAUUCUAUCUUGAAAAGUUGGAAGCACAAGUACAGAAAAAUAAUGGUUAUUUGGCUACUGGAAAAUUGACCUGGGCUGAUUUGUUCUUCGUCGCUCUCUUGCAAUACUUCCAGUUUAUGCUUGGAAAAGAUUUAGUGGAAAACUCACCAAAUUUGAAAAAGCUUAAAGAGAAAGUACUCGCAUUACCCAACAUCAAAGCCUGGGUAGAAAAACGUCCCGAAACUAAAUACUAAAUCGCAUUUACUCGUUCCUUGUGAAUUUACUCGUUAUGGAUAAAAUCAACAGUAUUUUUUAAAUUUGUUCUAAAUUUUAUAAUAAAUAAAUCAAAGUGAAGACA
Diabrotica virgifera virgifera (western corn rootworm) is the source of this 948-nucleotide messenger RNA. RefSeq names its product glutathione S-transferase-like. The transcript is spliced from 5 exons. The record is from RefSeq and is a predicted model, not a curated record. Gene Ontology annotation, biological process: glutathione metabolic process. Gene Ontology annotation, molecular function: glutathione transferase activity. Bases 224 to 844 code for a protein of 206 amino acids. NCBI's taxonomy places the organism in Eukaryota, Metazoa, Arthropoda, Insecta, Coleoptera, Chrysomelidae.